AUGCCGGAAUCUAGCUCAAGCUUCUCCUCUUUCACUCUUCUACUCAUCAUCUUCCUCCUCUUAUUACUACGUCCAUCUCUUUUGUCUUCCGAAUCUGAAGUUCGAAUUUUGGAUCGCGAGCUAUUAGAGAUCCGGACAAGUCCGAAGGCGAACAAGACUAGUAAGAAACCCAAAUGCUGCGAGAUGCGGACCAGAUCUCAGUGUUCGGCUUACCCUAGAUGCAGGUGGUGUCGUAGUGAAGCUCUCGACGACUUGUGCUUCAGUAAAGCUGAAGCCUUGCGACUUCCAAGUCAAGUCUUCCUCUGUGAGUUAUAA
Arabis nemorensis is the source of this 315-nucleotide messenger RNA. The record is from the annotation of a GenBank genome assembly. Lineage: Eukaryota; Viridiplantae; Streptophyta; Magnoliopsida; Brassicales; Brassicaceae.